UCCUUCUCAGAUCAUUCAUCAUCAUCAACGCCGUCUCUCAAAAUCCUCUGAAAAACAAAACACAUCGAUUUCAUCAACAUCUGUGAUGGCACCGAAAGGAGCGGAGAAGAAACCAGCCGGGAAAGCACCGGCGGCGGAGAAACUACCAAAGGCGGAGAAGAAGAUCAGCAAAGAAGUAGGAGGAGGAGGAGGAAGCGAGAAGAAGAAGAAGAAAGCGAAGAAGAGCGUGGAGACAUACAAGAUCUACAUCUUCAAGGUACUGAAACAAGUCCAUCCAGAUAUCGGGAUCUCUGGGAAAGCUAUGGGGAUUAUGAACAGUUUCAUCAACGACAUCUUCGAGAAACUCGCUCAGGAAUCGUCUAAGCUCGCUAGGUAUAACAAGAAGCCGACGAUUACGUCUAGGGAGAUUCAAACCGCCGUGAGACUUGUCUUGCCUGGUGAACUCUCUAAGCAUGCUGUUUCUGAAGGCACCAAGGCGGUUACCAAAUUCACCAGUUAAUUAGGGUUUUCUGUAUAUUUCCGGUUUAAUUGUUUGGUUUAGACUCGAUUUCGUUGGAUCUUUUUCCGGAAUUUGAUGGAUUAUUUGGUUAUUCAUCCUCUCAAUAAUUGAUAUUUACUUAUUUAGUCCCCAA
Camelina sativa (false flax) is the source of this 632-nucleotide messenger RNA. Its product is annotated as histone H2B.4. Gene Ontology annotation, cellular component: nucleosome. The record is from RefSeq and is a predicted model, not a curated record. Gene Ontology annotation, molecular function: protein heterodimerization activity; DNA binding; structural constituent of chromatin. Lineage: Eukaryota; Viridiplantae; Streptophyta; Magnoliopsida; Brassicales; Brassicaceae.